This is a messenger RNA of Linderina pennispora, 1037 nucleotides long. RefSeq lists its product as uncharacterized. Bases 9 to 1037 code for a protein of 342 amino acids. NCBI's taxonomy places the organism in Eukaryota, Fungi, Kickxellomycota, Kickxellomycetes, Kickxellales, Kickxellaceae. The transcript is spliced from 2 exons. The record is from RefSeq and is a predicted model, not a curated record.
GUCCUCUCAUGCAGCCGGCCAUUCAGCACCCUCCUUUGCUCAUCCUAGAGCGUAUACUCUUUUAUCUUUCACCCGAGUUUCCCCUUGAGUGGCGUGACAAGGAGGAUGCAUAUGAGAUUGUUAAGCCUAUAACGCAUGUUUGCCAGUCAUGGCAGCACAUAUCCCUCUGUCACAAAUUCCAGCAUGUCUAUGUGGGGACCCAAACUAGACCAGCUCUCAGACUGGCCCAUACCCUUAACGUUUGUGACAAGAUCAAAGGAGUCACAAUAAUACUUCAGACGAACAGCAUAUUCCAUUCUCCAGGAGCUGCUCUGUUAAAGAAGCACAUACUGAACGGCCAUACCUUAGCGAAUGUUACAAAUCUCACCUUCAUCUUUUUUGGAAGCUCUUACAAGGUAAACAAUCCAUUGGCUGACCUGUAUUCUCGUGAAUUCAGUGACGAACUUUUUCGCAUAUUUCCAUCUAUCACGCAUAUUGGAGUGAAACAAUCCUGGGAAACCGCAACAACAGAUCCUCCAUCUUACUUGCACAAUCUUUUACAACGUCUAUUAAAUGGAAGGGCCGGAAGUACAACCGACGAGUAUUGUCUGAGCGAUAUUCUUCCAUUCCCACCAAAUGCAGCUCCAUUACAGAGCUUAGACAUCAGUUCGGUUUAUAAGUCAAAGUCAGUUUACGCUCUUGUGCGCAAAAAACGCUCAAUCCUUGCUAUGUCUACGCCUAGAACUGACUGUAUCCACGAUGGUGCAACUGCCAUGUAUCCUCAGCUUCACAUGCUUCAUAUACGUACCAGUAUACAGUACCAGAAUUCGAUGCUGGACCUUGUUUCAACUGAUGGAGUGCCGUUUUCUGCGCUCAAAACUUUGGUAUUUUAUGGUUUGUAUCCAUUUGAAGACGAUACCCUUCUGCGUGGAUCCGAGGACUCGCUGACACUAUUGGACAUGUACAUAUCAAAUAGUACCAUCGAUACUUUCUGCCAGUUCAACUUGCUGGGGAAAUCAUUAGGGUUGUCAUACAUGGAAAUCAGCGCGCUGCCGUGA